Molecule: messenger RNA, 5823 nt
Organism: Alligator mississippiensis (American alligator)
Lineage: Eukaryota; Metazoa; Chordata; Crocodylia; Alligatoridae
Gene: SI
Product: sucrase-isomaltase
Exons: 49
Coding region: 202-5655 (1817 amino acids)
Biological process (GO): carbohydrate metabolic process
Molecular function (GO): alpha-1,4-glucosidase activity; carbohydrate binding
Source: RefSeq, a predicted model, not a curated record
UAGGUUAAAGAUAGGUUGCAUUUAAAAAGCAGUGAGUCCUUGUAAUCAGUGAAAUUUUUGGAUUGAGAUGGAUGCCGGCUGGAGUACUAUAUGCAGUACAGAUAGGUGCUUAGGAUGAAGCUGGAAAUUUCAAGCUGAACCUUCCCUGCAAGAACACAUAUUGAAAGUAAAAUUUGGAGGAGGAAACAAAGAGAUUUUGAGAUGGGGAAAAAAAAGUUCAGUAACCUUGAAAUCUUGCUGAUAGCCCUGUUCUGUUUGGCAGUGAUUAUAACCUGCGUUCUGAUUGGACUUGUAGCAACAGGGCAGUCUGGAGUCAAAGAAGGUCAAGAAGACUUUUCUCCAGAAUGCCCAGUGACAGACAUAGGAGAAAGAAUCAACUGCAUUGGAGACAAUCAAGCAGCAACAAAGAGCCUAUGUGUGCUGCGUGGCUGUUGCUGGAGUCCAGUCAAUGACUCAAACAUACCCUGGUGUUUCUUCUCCAGAAAUCAUGGAUACCAAGUGGUGGGAGGUCAAAAACCUAAAAAUACAGGUUUUGAAGCUACUUUAACAAGGCUAUCUUCACCUUCCCUGUUUGGAAAUGAUAUCAAUAAAGUCCUCCUCACUGGAGAGUAUCAGACAGCAAAUCGCUUCCAUUUCAAGAUUACAGAUCCUAAUAAUAAAAGAUUUGAAGUCCCACAUGAGAACGUGAAACCUUUUGCUGGACCUGCAGUAUCUGUUUUAAAGUACAAAGUCAGUAUUGCUGAGAAUCCUUUUGGCAUCAUAGUGACCAGAGUAAGCAACAGCAAAACCCUGUUUAAUACAAGCAUAGGACCCCUUGUGUAUGCUGACCAGUAUUUGCAGCUCUCCAUAAAGCUACCCAGCAGCAACAUUUAUGGGGUAGGAGAACAUGUGCACAAGCAAUAUCGACAUGACGUUAACUGGAAAACGUGGCCCAUCUUUACCAGGGAUGCUGCACCCAUUGGAGACAUGAAUAACUUGUAUGGAGCUCAAACAUUUUUUUUGUGUUUGGAAGAUAAUACCGGAGCCUCUUUUGGUGUCUUUCUAAUGAAUAGUAAUGCCAUGGAUUUUACUCUUCAGCCUGCCCCAGCAGUAACCUAUAGAACAACUGGUGGAGUUCUAGAUUUUUAUGUCUUCUUAGGAGACACUCCAGAGGAAGUGGUUCAGGAGUAUCUGAAGCUAAUAGGACAGCCUUCAAUGCCUUCAUACUGGAGCCUUGGAUUCCAAAUUAGUCGCUGGAAUUAUGGAUCUCUUGAUGAAGUGAAAGCAGUAGUAGACAGGAACAGAGCAAUUGGGAUACCUUACGAUGUUCAAUACACAGAUAUUGACUAUAUGGAGAACAAGAAAGACUUCACUUAUGAUAAAGUGAAAUUUAAAGAUCUCCCCAACUUUGCUAUUGACCUACAUAAUCAUGGACAAAAAUACAUCAUCAUACUGGACCCUGCCAUUAGCAUAAACCCGCUCAUUAAUGGUACCUACGAUGCCUAUGAAAGAGGACAGAGCAAGGCAGUCUGGGUAAAUGAAUCAGAUGGAGUGACAACACUCAUCGGAGAGGUAUGGCCAGGACUGACUGUGUUCCCAGAUUUCACCAAUCCAGACUGUACCACUUGGUGGACUGAAGAAUGCAAGAUUUUUCAUGAUCAAGUACAAUAUGAUGCAAUCUGGAUUGAUAUGAAUGAAGUAUCCAGCUUUAUUAGAGGUUCGACAAGAGGCUGUCAGCAAAACAACUUAAACUAUCCACCUUUCACUCCCAGGAUUCUGGAUGGACUCAUGUAUUCAAAGACAAUUUGCAUGGACGCAGUGCAAGCUUGGGGCAAGCACUAUGAUGUUCACAGUCUAUAUGGAUAUUCCAUGACCCUGUCUACUGAAAAAGCCAUCCAAACUGUUUUCCCUGGAAAAAGAAGCCUCAUUCUUUCUAGGUCUACCUUUGCUGGGUCAGGAAAAUUCACAGGACAUUGGCUGGGAGAUAAUUUUGCAACUUGGAAUGACAUUAAAUGGGCAAUACCAGGCAUGCUGGAAUUUAAUCUCUUUGGAAUGCCUUAUAUUGGAGCAGAUAUUUGUGGGUUUGUCUAUGAUACUACAGAAGAACUUUGUAGACGGUGGAUGCAAGUGGGAGCAUUUUACCCCUUUUCCAGGAAUCACAAUGCUGAAUAUAAUAUACCUCAAGAUCCUGCUGCAUUUGGAGCAGAUUCUCUUCUGGUAAGGACGUCAAGGCACUACUUGAACAUUCGCUACACUUUGCUGCCGUACCUCUACACCCUCUUUUACAAAGCUCAUACGCAAGGAAGCACAGUUGUGAGGCCACUUCUUCAUGAAUUCUAUUCAGAUGAAGCAACAUGGGCUAUUGAUAGGCAGUUCUUAUGGGGUCCUGGACUACUCAUCACUCCUGUACUGGACCCGGGUGUAGACAAAGUGACAGCAUACAUUCCUGAUGCAGUGUGGUAUGAUUAUGAGACAGGUGAAAGACCAUUGUGGAGAAAACAACAGGUUGAGAUGUAUCUCCCAGCAGACAGACUAGGACUUCAUCUGAGGGGAGGCUACAUCUUUCCUACUCAGCAACCAGCUAAUACAACAGUUUACAGUCGUAAGAAAUCGUUGGGACUUAUCAUUGCAUUAGAUGACAAUGGUCAAGCAACUGGAGACUUAUUCUGGGAUGAUGGAGAAUCCAGAGGUACUGUGGAAAAUAACAAUUACAUUUCCUACCAGUUUUCAGUUUCAAAUAAUACUUUAACAAUGAAUGUUUUGCACAUGAACUACACUGAUCCAAACAAUUUAAUAUUUGAGGAAAUCAAAAUUUUUGGAUUGGCUUUUACACCAACUCUGCUUACUGUGUCUCAGAAUGGAGUGAUGCAGAAUUCUUCUCAUAGUGUCAUCUAUAAUCCUUCAAAUAAGGUCACCAACAUAACAGGGCUUAAGCUCGAACUAGGAAAAUCUUAUGUACUAUCAUGGGCUCAAGUGUUCAGUGACAAUGACAGAUUUGAUUGUCAUCCUGCUCCUGAUGCAACAGCAGAAAAAUGCCAAGCCCUUGGCUGCAUCUGGAAUAACCAAACUGUUACACAGAACGUUCCCUACUGUUACUACCCUCCCAGCAAUGGUUAUUAUGUUAAGCAAAUUCAAUAUUCUUCUUCAGGUUUAACAGCAAACCUGAGCACAAAUACUAAUUAUGUUAAGAAUUCACGGUCUUUUACUACACCGAUUGAUACACUUACCUUGGAAGUGAAAUAUCAUGAAAAUAAUUUAUUGCAAUUUAAGAUUUAUGAUUACAACAGUAGAAGGUACGAGGUUCCAAUACCACUAAAUAUCUCUAGCAGCCCUGGAAGUACAGCUGAGAAUAGACUCUAUGAAGUAUCAAUUCAGAAUGAACCAUUUGGGAUCCAGGUUCGACGCAAGAGCACAGGAACAGUUAUUUGGGAUUCUCAGUUACCUGGCUUCACUUUUAGUGAUAUGUUUAUUCAGAUUUCAACCCGUGUCCCAUCACAGUAUGUAUAUGGAUUUGGUGAAAAUGAACAUAAUAUGUUUCGGCGUGAUAUGAACUGGCACACCUGGGGAAUGUUCACAAAAGACCAGCCUCCUGGGUACAAAUUGAAUUCUUAUGGUUUCCAUCCCUUUUACAUGGGCCUGGAAAAUGAUGGAAAUGCUCAUGGAGUUCUAUUGCUGAACAGUAAUGCAAUGGAUGUAAUAUUCCAGCCAACUCCUGCUCUGACGUACCGUACUAUUGGAGGAAUUCUGGACUUCUACCUGGUUUUGGGCCCCACUCCAGAGCUUGUUGUUCAGGAAUACACUUCACUAAUAGGGCGACCAGUAAUGCCAUCCUAUUGGGCUUUGGGAUUCCAGUUAUGCCGUUAUGGAUACAAAAAUGAUACUGAAGUCUCUGACCUGUAUGAAGCAAUGAAGAAAGCUCAGAUACCCUAUGAUGUACAAUACACGGAUAUCGAUUAUAUGGAAAGGCAGUUAGACUUCACUCUUAGCCCACGCUUCUCUGGAUUGCCAAAACUUGUUGACAAAAUGAAAGCAGAAGGAAUGAGAUUCAUCAUUAUUCUGGAUCCAGCAAUUUCUGGAAAUGAAACCAAUUAUCUAGCCUAUACAAGGGGCUUACAGAAUGAUGUCUUUAUCAAGUGGCCUGAUAGUAAUGAUAUCGUAUGGGGAAAGGUCUGGCCAGAUUAUCCUAAUGUUACUGUUAAUGAUUCCUUACCCUGGGAAACCCAAGUGGAACUGUACAGAGCUUAUGCAGCUUUCCCAGACUUCUUCCGUAACACCACAGCUCAAUGGUGGGAAACGGAAAUAAGAGAAUAUCACACUAAUCCUACUCAGCCUGAAAAAAGUGUAAAGUUUGAUGGCCUUUGGAUUGACAUGAAUGAACCGGCAAGUUUUGUUAAUGGUGCAGUUGGAGGCUGUAGAGAUGCAACACUAAAUUAUCCUCCGUAUAUGCCACAUUUGGAAUCACAGUCACUUGGAUUGAAUCACAAAACCUUGUGCAUGGAAAGUCAACAGUUCCUGCCAGAUGGAAGUCCAGUUAGACAUUAUGAUGUGCAUAAUCUCUAUGGAUGGUCACAUGCUAAACCUACCUAUGAUGCUUUACAGAAGGUCACAAAGGAACGUGGAAUUGUCAUCACCCGUUCAACAUAUCCAUCCAGUGGAAGAUGGACUGGACACUGGCUUGGUGAUAAUACUGCAGCUUGGAAUCAACUUUAUAAAUCUAUUAUUGGUAUGUUGGAUUUUAGCCUCUUUGGAAUAUCCUAUACUGGAGCAGAUAUCUGUGGGUUCUUCCAGGAUACAGAAUAUCAAAUGUGUGCCCGCUGGAUGCAGCUGGGAGCCUUUUAUCCAUUUUCUAGAAAUCACAAUGGUAAAGGAUCAAUGAGGCAAGAUCCUGCUGCCUUUGAUGAAGCAUUUCAAAAUAUUUCCAGGAAUGUACUCAAUACAAGAUACACAUUGUUACCCUAUCUCUACACAUUAAUGUAUGGAGCCCAUGCCCAUGGUAGCACUGUAGUUCGUCCUGUUCUCCAUGAGUUUGUGGAAGACAAAACAACAUGGGAUGUGUACAAGCAGUUUCUCUGGGGACCUGCACUACUCAUUAGCCCUGUAUUGGAUCCAAAUGCUACAUCUGUAGAGGCUUAUAUACCCAAUGCACGCUGGUAUGAUUAUUAUACGGAAAUGUAUAUUGGCUUCAGGGGACAAUUCAGUAACUUUUCAGCUCCUCUUGAACAUAUCAACCUUCACAUCCGAGGUGGUUACAUCAUUCCCUGGCAAUACCCUGCUGCUAAUACCGCUUUAAGUCGAAGAAACUCAAUGGGACUUACUGUCGCUUUGGAUGAUAAUGGACUUGCUCAAGGUCAGCUGUAUUGGGAUGAUGGGAACAGCAUUGAUGCAUAUGAAAAUAAUGUUUUCCUGUUAGAAACAUUUAAUGCUAGCCAGGAUGUUCUAACAAUCACGGUUUCGCACAAUGGCUAUGCUGACCCUAAUGCAUUAAAGUUUAGUGACAUUAAAAUCCUGGGAGUUUCCAAAAACCCUUUGAAUGUUAUAAUUAAACAAAAUGGAGUGAACCUUCCGUCUGCUCAUAAUAUCAGUUACAGUACCGAAAAACAGGUUCUGCAUAUAACUCAGCUUCAACUUGAACUAGGGCAAGACUACUCAGUUGAAUGGAAGGCUUCAAACAAUUAGGAAGAUUUUUGCCAUAUAUUUUCUUUUCCUGCCUUUUUUACCUUGCUACAAUGUUUUUGUUUUUUUUAAAUCUCAGGUUUAAUCAUGCCACUCUGAUUUCUUAAAAUGUUGCUUACUGUAAUGGUGCAUUGCAAUCAGUUCAUAUUAAAGUAUUAUGUCUAUACAACA